AGGUUUUGGGGGCAUUUCGUGCUGACUGACUCCAGUAUACUCUCUCUGGGUGGAAAGUUCACUCGCUGCUCCGAUUGGCGAGAAUGCCCUUCCAGAUAAAACAAUCCGCGUUUGCAUCCUUGCAUUUUGCGCUUCCACUCGACUGGAGGACUUGAAGGUCAUUAGUGGUCAGUUCCGUCGGGAUAUGGCGCACACCCUGCUCAGAGCGCGCAGAUGGGGGGAGCGUUCGCCGGGAGUUCAAGGGCCCACCCUCAUUGGGUUGGAAACUGUAACUGUUUUCAGAUCGGGGCUCCCGAAGGGGAGCAGAAAAUCGGAAGGAGUGCUAUAUGAUUUCGAAGCUUUGUUUCCGAACAUGUCUGAUUUCACUCUCUUGGAGAAGCUCUAGGCAUUGCAGGUUCUGUUGAGGAGGAUGCAGCCAACAAAUAGCUCAAGCAACGGUGCCGCCCGUACCCCAGGGUACAGCACCGCCAUUACCGUCGCUCCGGAACUCAUUUCUCCGCGGGAAGAGGAAGAAGAGAUCAGCCCCCUAGCCCUCACUCGCUUAAUUUUCAACUACAAGGAGAUGCCCGAGAGGCAGGUUUCUAGGCUUCGGGAGGCAGUUAGGGAAAGGGUGAUGCUUCGAAAGGAAAACACGAUGCUUAGGGAGGCAGCCAUAGAAACGGGGAAGGUGAACUUGAUGCUUCGGGAGGAGAACGCAAUGCUUCGGGAGGCAGCCAUAGAAACGGGGAAGGUGAACUUGAUGCUUCGGGAGGAGAACGCAAUGCUUCGGGAGGCAGCCAUAGAAACGGGGAAGGUGAACUUGAUGCUUCGGGAGGAGAACGCAAUGCUUCGGGAGGCAGCCAUAGAAACGGGGAAGGUGAACUUGAUGCUUCGGGAGGAGAACGCAAUGCUUCGGGAGGCAGCCAUGGAGGCUGCUGCUGUGCAGGAAGAGAAUGUGAUCCUUCGAGAGGCAAACGCGUAUCUCACCCGAAGGCUCAUCAUGUUCAACAGCUUGUUGUGGAGUCAUGGAUACCUCUUGUAUCCUGCCCUCUCUGAUGAAUUUAUCGCCGCAUUCCAGCGGCUAAAUAUCCACGAUGACACCCUAGAAGGAGAGGGCUUCUGCGUGGAACCUCCCGUCGUCGAUAUUAUGGCUGCAUUCCAGCGGCUCAACCUCAACAAUGACACCCUGGGUGGAGGGCUUCCUGUCGGUGAGCUCCGAGGAACCUCCCGCCAUCGCUGCGAGGAACCUCCCGCCCAUCGAUAAUACAGCGGGAGAGAGCUUCUCCAUUUUUGU
This is a messenger RNA of Nymphaea colorata (pocket water lily), 1273 nucleotides long. RefSeq lists its product as uncharacterized. Lineage: Eukaryota; Viridiplantae; Streptophyta; Magnoliopsida; Nymphaeales; Nymphaeaceae. The transcript is spliced from 2 exons. The coding region runs from base 410 to 1243 and encodes 277 amino acids. The record is from RefSeq and is a predicted model, not a curated record.